Messenger RNA from Lathyrus oleraceus (garden pea), 978 nucleotides. RefSeq lists its product as uncharacterized. The transcript has a single exon. NCBI's taxonomy places the organism in Eukaryota, Viridiplantae, Streptophyta, Magnoliopsida, Fabales, Fabaceae. The coding region runs from base 1 to 978 and encodes 325 amino acids. Gene Ontology annotation, molecular function: nucleic acid binding; RNA-DNA hybrid ribonuclease activity. The record is from RefSeq and is a predicted model, not a curated record.
AUGGGGGGUAGACCAUUGAUCAUAUACCUCACCAUCCUCGAAGGAUCCAUGGGAUGUGUCCUUGGCCAACACGAUGAGACUGGUAGAAAGGAACACGUAAUAUACUACUUAAGCAAGAAAUUCACUGAUUGCGAGAGUAGAUAUUUGAUGCUUGAAAAGACUUCCUGCGCACUAGCUCGGGAUGCCAAAUGCUUGAGGCAGUACAUGCUCACCCAAACAACACUGUUAAUCUCCAAGAUGGACCCUGUCAAAUACAUCUUUGAGACGCCUGCUCUAACCGGUAGGGUAGCUCGAUGGAAAAUGGAUUUAACCGAGUAUGACAUCCAACAUGUCCCUCAAAAGGUCAUCAAAGGGAGUGUAUUGUCCGACUAUCUUGCACAUCAUCCCUUGGAAGACUACCAGUCUAUGCGCUUCGAAUUCCCCGAUGAGGAUAUUAUGUUGAUUAGGGAUUGCAACAUCCUCGACCCCGAGGAAGGACCCGAGCCUGGAUCCCGAUGGACCUUGGUUUUUGAUGGAGCUUCUAAUGCUCAUGGCAAUGGCAUUGAGGCUGUUAUUACCUCCCCAACGAGUUUUCACCUCCCCUUCACCGUAAGGUUGUGUUUUGAAUGUACAAACAAUAUGGCAGAGCACGAGGCGUGUAUCUUCGGUAUUGAAGCUGCAAUUAAUCUUAGGAUCAAAAUCCUUAAAGUCUAUGGAGAUUUAUCCUUGGUCAUUAGCCAAGUUAAAGGAGAUUAUGAUACUAGAGAUCACAAACUCAUCCCUUACAAGGAGCAUGUAUUGAAAUUGAUCCCAUACUUUGAUGAGAUCACAUUCCAUCACAUCCCUCAAGAAUAUAAUCAACUAGCUAAUGCCCUGGAAACUUUGGCAUCCAUGUUUAAUGUCAAGUGGAAGAAUGAAGCGCCAUCCUUUUGCCUCAACUACUUGGACGAGCCUUUUUACUGUUUGGCGGCCGAAGACGAAGCUGUCGAUUAUCCUUGA